This is a messenger RNA of Lacerta agilis (Sand lizard), 1230 nucleotides long. It is a transcript of the gene NAA50, whose product is annotated as N-alpha-acetyltransferase 50, NatE catalytic subunit. The transcript is spliced from 5 exons. Bases 177 to 689 code for a protein of 170 amino acids. Gene Ontology annotation, molecular function: acyltransferase activity, transferring groups other than amino-acyl groups. Lineage: Eukaryota; Metazoa; Chordata; Lepidosauria; Squamata; Lacertidae. The record is from RefSeq and is a predicted model, not a curated record. Gene Ontology annotation, biological process: mitotic sister chromatid cohesion. Gene Ontology annotation, cellular component: NatA complex.
AGUCGUCGUCACGUCGCCGUCAGGUGAAAGGUCGAACUGAGGCGGGGGUGGGGUCGUGCGCAUGCGCGCGCGGUAGCUCGGAGCGGCCUGAGGCCCAUGUGGAGCGGCGGCGGCAAGAGCAGCAGCAGGAGCAGCUUAACCGCCGCUGCUGGAUCCCGGGGCCCUCGCCAGCAGCUAUGAAGGGUAGCCGGAUCGAGCUGGGUGAUGUGACGCCACACAACAUUAAGCAGCUGAAGCGGCUAAACCAAGUCAUUUUUCCCGUCAGCUACAAUGACAAGUUCUACAAGGAUGUGUUAGAGGUUGGCGAGCUUGCCAAACUGGCCUAUUUCAAUGAUAUUGCAGUGGGUGCAGUGUGCUGUAGAGUAGAUCAUUCUCAGAAUCAGAAAAGACUGUACAUCAUGACGCUUGGAUGUCUGGCCCCUUACCGAAGGUUGGGGAUAGGAACUAAAAUGUUGAAUCAUGUGUUAAACAUCUGUGAAAAAGAUGGCACUUUCGACAAUAUCUAUCUACAUGUCCAGAUUAGCAAUGAAUCUGCUAUUGACUUCUACAGAAAGUUUGGAUUUGAGAUCAUUGAGACGAAGAAGAACUACUACAAGAGGAUAGAACCAGCGGAUGCUCAUGUGCUGCAAAAAAACCUCAAAGUCCCUUGUCUCGGCCAGAACACAGAUGUGCAAAAGUCUGACAACUGAACAAAACCCAAUGAACGCUUUCUUGCACUUUCUUGUCACCAAAUAGGGAAAGAGAGGCCUGGUGUCUGUUUUUGGUUUCCCCCUGCUCCUAAUGUGUGUUGUAUCCUCUCCAACAAAUUAAUAACUUCCCAAGGAUUGUCAAAUUGUGUGUUUGGGUUCUAUAGCUCUACUUCUUUGCAAUUUUGGGAUGGAAGUAGUAUGCGGUUCUAGCUGGGGUGGGGCCUUCAUUCGGUCUUCCAAAGGUCAGCUUUUCCUCGGUAUGUGUGUGAUCCUCCUGCAUUCCCAUUGAAGGGCAGAGUUUUAAGCAAUACCUUGCAUCCAGGCUCCUAAUACCAUGCCACUUUUUUUUGUAAUGGAGUCUAUUGGUCUCUAGUUUUGAACUUGGUUUGGCAGUUUUGGCCUUGUUUACUAUUUGAACAUGCAUCAGUUUGGAAGCUAAUUCAGAGCAUUUGAGCUGCCAUUUCUUCAUUGUGUUUUGAGACAAAGUGGCUGGCGAGAAGAUUCAACUUGCUGAGCGGUCAGCAAGUGACCAGCUGAUGCA